UAGAAGAAAAGUUUGGGGGGUGGAGCAGGAGGGGCAUAGGAGAAGGUAUAAGAGUCGAGGGUCUAGGUGGCCGGCAACACACUCCCGGCGGCCGCCUCCUUCACCUCACCACCCCGCGCCCUCCCCGCCCACCAUGGCCUCCUGGACCAGCUUGGCGCUGUUGUCCGCACUGGCGGUUAGCGCGCUGAGUUCGCCACGGCCAGACGAGGACAGAGAAUACAAGAUCCCCGAUGUGAACACGGGGCGCCGCUCCCAGUAUUACGUGCUGCACGAGGACGGCACCUUCAAGUAUGGUUACGACACGGGCGAGGGCGCUUACGAGGCCGCCAAACAGAAGACCCCCGGCCGCCAGCACGGGAAGUUCGGUUACCGUGACCCUGACGGCAACAACGUGCGACUGGUGUACCAGGCAGGGGAGGGCGGCUUCCAGCCCACCGGCACGCACAUCCCUGUUCCCAGCCAGGAGUUCCUCGCCGCCCACGCCGAGGCCAGCGCCCGCCCACCCUUCCACGACCCCCUCGCCCAAACCAACACCGACGCCUCCUAUGGCUUCCAGUUUGCAGGGGAAGGGCUCUCUCGCACUGAGCAGAGCGACACCGACGGCAACGUGCGCGGCUCCUACAGCUACGUUGACGAGCAGGGGCGCACCCGCCAGUACACCUACACUGCUGGCCGCGGCGUCGGCUUCGUCGUUGAGGGCAGCGAUCUCCCUGUGGCUGUCAGCACUAGCGACACUCCUGCCGCCACCAGCCUCUCAUCAGGUCUCGGUGCUGCCGCCGCCGCCGCCGCCGCUGCUCAGUACCAUGGUUCCACCGCUGCCACCUUCCGCGGGGCCGCCGCUGGAACUUCACACUCUACAGGUUCCACAUCCUCCUCUUUCGGAACUACAACCACUUUCGGUGGUCACCGCACUGGAUUCCGUCGCCCUGCAGUGACCGCCACUGGAGCUUCUGUCUUUCGCUCAUCUGCCGCCACGGGCGCCACCGCCGCUCACCACACUCCCGCCACUACUCAGUAUCAGCAAACCAAAUACGCUGGUGAGCUGGCCAAUACUCGCACUACUCACGGGGCGGACGGCAGCCGAUCUUUUGCCUAUGAAACAUCGAGCCAUGCACGAAGCGAAGCCGAGGAUUCUCGUGACAACGUGGUGGGAAGCUUCGACUUCGUGGCUGAGGACGACGGUCAGCGUCGCGGCAUCAAGUAUGAGGCCAGCUCAGACACUGGCUUCAUUGCCGAGGGUGCUCACAUCCCCGUGGGCCCGGCAGUUCCCGGCGCUCCCAGCGGUCAGCCCACGGGAAGAAUCGUCCCCGUGCAGGAGGUGCAGUUCGUCGACCCUCUGGCUGACACCGGCACCGAUGCCUCAUACGGUUUCGCCUUCGAUUCUGAGCAAUAUUCCCGCUCCGAGACCGCUGACGCCGACGGCAACGUGCAGGGCACCUAUACCGUGGUAGACGACGACGGCACGCGCCGCACCUACCGCUUCAGGGCUGGCAAGGGCGUCGGCUUUGAGACGGAGGUGGUGUCCACCUCCCAAGGGCCACGCCCCUCUCGCCCUGCUUCAUCCUCUACCGGUUCGACUUCUUUCACCAGUACAAGCACAACAAGCACCGGCCACGGCGCCGCGGCUCCCAGUCCCGUGGUCAGCUACACAUCUCCAGGAUCUAGCAGGUUCAGCACUUCCUACAGGACGGGAACUUCAGGCACAACAGGAACUGCCUUCAGGGCAGGAGCUUCAGGCACGGCAGGCACCUCCUUCAGGGCAGGCACCUCCACCACGGCAGGAGCUUCAGGCACGGCAGGCACUUCCUUUAGGGCAGGCACUUCCGCCACGGCGGGAACUUCCUACAGGACCGGCACCUCCACUGGCACCAGCUCCAGGUUCUCCCACUCCAGGCUCACACCGGCGAGGACUUCCUUCACCAGCACGGCGUCAGGAGAGGUGUUCCCAGGCUUCCAGCUUCACCGGUACGAUGAUGACGCAUCCAAGAAGCACGGCAAGUACGGAUACGUGCUCAAGUUUGACAGAUAAAUCCUGUCUGAGAAAUGUCAGGAGGACGCGACUCUGCUCCAUCGCGGCCACGGCUGGACCAGAGUCGUUCCUCGGACAUGAACGUGACUCAGCGCCGGCCUGGGUGGCGGUCACGCCGCGGUGAGGGGGACACAUCACCAUACAACUGCAUGUUCAACACACACCGAGGACCUUUAUUUGCCUUUAUGCCAGUACUACGCAUAUGCAUUUUCCUGUUUUGCAACCAAGUGUUUUAUUAACCCAAUAAAAAUAACUCGAUUGAUGUUCUGCA
Molecule: messenger RNA, 2300 nt
Organism: Scylla paramamosain (green mud crab)
Lineage: Eukaryota; Metazoa; Arthropoda; Malacostraca; Decapoda; Portunidae
Exons: 2
Coding region: 134-2029 (631 amino acids)
Cellular component (GO): chitin-based extracellular matrix
Molecular function (GO): structural constituent of chitin-based larval cuticle
Source: RefSeq, a predicted model, not a curated record